AUGCUAAAUCGAUAUUUGUUUGAUUGCUUUUCUGAACAAAACACAAAAAAAAAUAUUGCACUAAAUAGUGAUGAUGACUCUGCAGGUAUUCCAUCAAUAUUAAACGUAAAUAAGAUUAAACAUGAUGAUCCUAACAACUACAAUUAUGCCAAACAAUCACUAAGGAUUUGUACAAACCUGAAAUAUGACAUUAAACGUCUUCAUGAUGGGCAAGACUAUCUAAAAAUGAUGCUCGAAAAAAUAUUUAAUCAACUAAAUAAUCAAACAAAUUCAAAUAGUGACAGUUGUUCCUUAAAUUAUUAUGAUAUACCACAUAUAACAAAUGAGAAUGAUUUAAAUGAAUGGGAAGAUACUAUAAAAGACUCAUCAUAUUUGUCAAAAAUUCUAAGAAAUAAAAUUAGAAAAAAAACAUUUUAUAAUUUAAGGACCUGUGAUCUUAUUAAGCUGGCAGUGAGAAAAGUUCCUUUAUUUCAAAAUGCUUCCGACAAUGAGAUUGAAAAGCCUUUAAAAUCAUUUAUGGCACAAACCUCAGCUAGAUUGAAAUUAAAAGCAAUAAAAACAAAAGUAAUUCCAAUAACUACCUACUCUCAAAAUACAGACGCACCUGAAAAAGAUCUAUAA
Messenger RNA from Macrosiphum euphorbiae (potato aphid), 621 nucleotides. NCBI's taxonomy places the organism in Eukaryota, Metazoa, Arthropoda, Insecta, Hemiptera, Aphididae. The record is from the annotation of a GenBank genome assembly.